Messenger RNA from Solanum dulcamara, 2138 nucleotides. Its product is annotated as zinc finger protein SHOOT GRAVITROPISM 5-like. Gene Ontology annotation, cellular component: nucleus. Lineage: Eukaryota; Viridiplantae; Streptophyta; Magnoliopsida; Solanales; Solanaceae. The coding region runs from base 531 to 1847 and encodes 438 amino acids. The transcript is spliced from 3 exons. Gene Ontology annotation, molecular function: DNA-binding transcription factor activity. The record is from RefSeq and is a predicted model, not a curated record.
GGUUUCUCUCUUUUUUUCUUCCUUGUCUUGACUACUCCCAUAUGAUUAUAUCAAGUUUGGAACAUUAUGAUUGGGUCAAGAAUCCUCUCAAAUAUACCCACCCCAAUAAAAAAAAUAUAUUAAAAUUUAGGAAAAAAAUAAUUAAAAAAAGGGGUUUUAAUUUUUCUGCCGAACCUAACCUUGAAGGUUUUAUUAAGGGGGUGUGACUCUUCAACAAUAUCUGGCAAAGGGCAAAGUUUAUGAGAGAAAGCUGAUGAAAAGCUGAAAGUUGAAAAGCUAAAAGAAAGCUGAUAAUAACCGAAAGAGAGAGCAAAGAAGAAAAAGAGCCUUUUUAUUAUUUUCCUCCAUCGUCUUAUCUGUGUUUUCUUCUCUUCCAAUUCCCAUAUCUCUCUCUUCUCCAUAGUUUUACAUGUUGUAAUUAGCCCUUCUUUUUUUUUUUCAUUCCAAAAAACCUAAGAUUAAUACAUACCUGGCCACUAGCUAGCUAACUCUUACUUGUUUUACUGAUUCUCCAUUUUAAUCGAUCAACUAUGUUAAGCAAUAACAACCCCUCUUUUUCAUCCGACCCUUUAAAUUCCUCCGAAAAUGCAAACAAUGCUAGUAGAAGAAAAAGAAGGCCUGCAGGAACCCCAGAUCCGGAUGCAGAAGUGGUAUCGCUUUCGCCGAAAACGUUACUGGAAUCGGAUCGAUACGUAUGUGAGAUCUGUAAUCAGGGAUUUCAGAGAGACCAAAACUUACAGAUGCAUAGGAGAAGGCAUAAGGUGCCAUGGAAAUUGCUCAAAAGAGAAACCCCAAUUGUAAGAAAGCGUGUUUUCGUUUGCCCAGAACCAACCUGUCUACACCAUGAUCCUUGUCACGCCUUGGGAGAUCUCGUUGGUAUUAAAAAGCAUUUCCGUAGGAAACACAGUAAUCAUAAGCAAUGGGUAUGUGGGAAAUGCUCUAAAGGCUAUGCGGUUCAGUCUGAUUACAAAGCUCAUCUUAAAACUUGUGGUACUCGUGGUCAUUCUUGUGAUUGUGGUCGCGUUUUUUCAAGGGUGGAAAGCUUUAUCGAGCAUCAAGAUGCUUGUAGUAUGGGCAGGCUCCGAUCUGAAUCACAAUCUUUACAUCCACCUUGCCUUUCUCGCACAGCUUCGAGUACUCCUAGCCCGUCAAGCGACACGAAUCUCAGUACAACACCAUGGUCUAGUACGUUGCUAAAAAAAUUGUCAUCCGCGGCGGCUACUCAUCAUCAUUCUAAUCCCAACAUCUUAAAAAGUUCCACAAACAAACACAAUUUGGAGCUUCAGCUAUUGACUACUACCACAUCAUCAUCAAGCCCGGCAUUUGAUGUCUCCGUAUCGUCUAAACCAAACGAAGAUCAUUCGGCUUACAAUCUCCAACUCUCCAUUGGUUCCUCAGAAUUCAACGAUUCGUCAGAAAACGCGAAUGAGAAGCGUAGUUCGGAUGAUUUGAGGCUUAAAGAUGAAGCGACGGAGCAGCUAAGGGUAGCAAUGUCAGAAAAGGUGUACGCCGAAGAAGCGAGGCAGCAAGCAAAGAGGCAGAUCGAGUUGGCUGAGCAGGAAUUCGCUAAUGCUAAGAGAAUUCGGCAACAAGCACAAGCGGAAUUAGACAAGGCUAAUGCUUUGAAAGAACAUGCCAUCAAGCAAAUCAACUCAACGCUUUCGCAAAUCACUUGUCAUUCUUGCAAACAGAAAUUCCAAUCAACUACAAGAGUUAAUAUUGUAGAUCAUGAGACUAACAACUCCUUGGCAUUGAGUUAUAUUUCAUCGGGUUUAACAGAAGGUCAUCAUCAUGAAGUUGCCAAGAAUAUCAACCAAAACGAACAUCUCAAACUUUCUCAACGUUAGUUCCUUAAAUUGUAUUUUUUUUUUUUAUGUUUGUUGAUUAUAUGAUUAUAGUUAGUAGUGUAGUGAGGGUGGUGGUGCUAACAAUAGUUAAUGAGGGGUUUGUAUGGGAAAAAAAAAGAAAAAGAAAAGGUGUAUUUGGUGUAAUUUGUUUUUAUUUAAUCCUUGCACGGUGACUGUCAUAAUGGUGUUUUUCAGCAAGGGUAAUAAUGUGAGAUUUGUUGGUAUCAAAUUUUGCAGGGGUUCUUGAUUUCACUACUUGUACUCAUCAAUAUAGUAUUACUAUUUCAGUGA